GUUAAAAUUACCUAACAAAAUUUGACAACACACGCGAAUCAGGAAAGUGGGAAGGCAAUAAACCCGGCCGGAAUCAGGAGAAAAUGCAUACGGAUCUUUCCUCCCAUCUGCACACGCCCGCUUGCAACAAGUUGAUCGAGGAGCUCCAGGCCUGCCACGAAAAUAACGCAUUCGCAAAAUUUGUGGGCGUAUGCAACUCCAUUGACGAUAAGGUGGUCAAGUGCCUAAAAGGCGAGAGAAUCGCCCGAUCUGCCGCGAAUCGUGCCAAAGCCCGUGAGGAUCAGGCCAAAUACAAAGAAAAGCUGCUCCAGCAGGAAAAAAUCUAAGGAAGAAAUCUACCAGAAUGUCAGUACAACCGGAGGAUCCGCUGGAACCGUUCUACUUCGAGCACGGGAAGCAGGAGAUCUGCGGGAAGCUUGUAACUCCCAUUACCGAUGGCUUCCAGGAGGAUUACCCCAGCGUAGUGGAUCGCUUUUUCACCAGAUAUUACUACUUCAAGGGAGACGUGCCCUACCAAGUGCUCUACCACUCCAAUCGCAUUUGCCUGAUUUGCCUGGCUCCCGAACACCCUGCUCUGGGUCAGGGCAUCUCUUCGGUCAACUUCGAUAUAGGGAACGUAGAUCGCAGCCAGAAUGUGGUCAAGGGCAAGGGCAAGAAGGGCGGAAUGAUCCUACAGGCGGAGUCCACCCUCGCGCUGAUCGCCACAGAAAAUGGAGAGACUUACAAGGUCCCCAGCUGCAUUCGGGGCAAACUGGUGGAGGUAAACACCGCCCUAGUGGAGGAGCCAAAGCUUCUGGAGCAACUGCCUGAGGGUGCCGGCUACUUCGCCAUUCUUCUGCCCAAAAUCGAAAACUGCGAUGCCAUCAAGGCGAGUCUUCUAACCCAGGAGCAGUAUGAGGGGCAUCUAAAAAACCAGAAGGAGUCCUCCGAGGACAACACUCAGAAGGAAAAAAAGGAGAUGGAAACGUGAUUUUGACUUCAAUUUCGCUGUUGUGCUUGUCUUUAAAGCCUUUGUAUUUUUAAUGAAAGAUUCAUAUAUUAUAUUGUUCAUAGUCUAUUAAGACUUCAUUAAUAAUGUACGUAAUAUUUUGAGUAUACAUAAAAAAACGAACAUUUUGACAUUAAAAACGA
Molecule: messenger RNA, 1131 nt
Organism: Drosophila erecta
Lineage: Eukaryota; Metazoa; Arthropoda; Insecta; Diptera; Drosophilidae
Product: FAM206 family protein CG9288
Exons: 2
Coding region: 344-970 (208 amino acids)
Biological process (GO): regulation of actin filament polymerization; dendrite morphogenesis; regulation of filopodium assembly
Cellular component (GO): filopodium tip; lamellipodium; nucleus
Molecular function (GO): actin monomer binding; actin filament binding
Source: RefSeq, a predicted model, not a curated record